This is a messenger RNA of Ctenopharyngodon idella (grass carp), 7998 nucleotides long. RefSeq names its product small G protein signaling modulator 2 (gene sgsm2). The record is from RefSeq and is a predicted model, not a curated record. Gene Ontology annotation, molecular function: GTPase activator activity. NCBI's taxonomy places the organism in Eukaryota, Metazoa, Chordata, Actinopteri, Cypriniformes, Xenocyprididae. Bases 613 to 3786 code for a protein of 1057 amino acids. The transcript is spliced from 24 exons.
GGGUGAGUAAUUAAUGACAUAAUUUUCAUUUUUGGGUGAACUAACCUUUUAAACAGCUUCUAAAUAUUCAGUAUCAACUCAGUAAUUUUCUUUUCUUUUUUUUUUUUCAUUUGGAUGCACCUGUGCCAUUUAUAGGUAAUAGGUAACUGUGCCUUCCAUAAUAGGAUAUGAGACUAUAACCAUCAUGCAUCACGUAUCUUUUCAUCCAAUAGGUCAUAUGAACAUCAUGUCUCAGUGAAUGCCUAAUGACAAUGCCUGAUCAGUUGAACAAGCACAAGCGCCUCCAUCUGAGCUGUCAAGUGUGGAGGGGAGCUAAAAAUAAAUCGCCGUCACUGCCUGAACAGCGUACGGCGCGUGAAGAGAUUUAUCCCAUUGAUCAACAAUGAGGAGGGGGCGGGGCCAGCGGUGGUUGCGUCAUAAAGGAACCGAAGAUGGCUUCACGAUGCGCUACAGCAGUGCUUAGAUGCGUCAACGCUCAGCUGUCAGUACACACAUUUAUAUGAAAAGGAAGGAAGGGUAAAAAAAAUAUUGGGGGGGAAGGCAGGCGAGCCGUUCAGAUUUAUGUCUCCAGCCAGUUUAUGCUGCACUUGGGUUGUUUAACAGUCAGGGACAAUGGGUUCGACUACAGAUGAAGAAUUUAAAGAGAAAUUACUAUGGAACGUCAAAAGAGAAGUGAAGCAGAUUAUGGAGGAGGCGGUGACCAAGAAGUUUGUACAUGAAGACAGCAGCCACGUUAUUGCACUUUGCAGCUCCAUUGAGGCUUGCUUAAGUCACCUGCUGAAACGGAGAGCGGCCGGAUUCCUCCGCAGCGAUAAGAUCGCCGCUCUCUUCACCAAGAUCGGCAAGGUGAACACCACGGCCAGUGAGAUCUGUCGCAAGGUUCAAGAACAGCUACAGCAACAGGCCGAAAUCACCAGGAGGACCCAGAGCACAGGACAGGAAGCCCUCAAGAGGCAGGGCUCCUCUGCUGGCCGCGCACCUCAGCCACUCUCCGCACAGGCCAUCAAGCACAUAUGGGUCCGCACGGCCCUCUUUGAGAAAGUCCUGGACAGCGUUGUGCAGUAUAUUGUGGAUAACGCAAGUAAGUAUUAUGAAAGGGAGGCCCUCAUGCACGACUCUGUGUUUGGCCCUAUACUGGCGGCACUGCUGGUUGGGCCUUGCGCUCUAGAGUACACUAAGCUCAAGACGUCAGAUCAUUUCUGGACGGACCCGUCGGCCAAUGAGCUGGUCCAGAGGCAUCGCAUCCACGGGGCCCACAGGGGCCAGGAGGUGUCGCCGGGACGCAGGCCUGCGCUUGGGAUCCGAAAGCGUCAGUCCUCAGGAAGCAUGUCUGAGGAUAAGUUUGCAGCCUCGGCGAGAGAGUAUGUCGAAUCCCUGCACCAAAACUCACGUGUUCACUUGCUCUACGGAAAGAACAAUGUACUCGUUCAACCGAAGAAGGACAUGGAGGUGCUGCGUGGUUAUCUGUCCCUUCAUCAGACGGCAGAAACACUCACGCUGAAGUGGACGCCCAAUCAGCUAAUCAAUGGCACUCUGGGAGACUGUGACCUGGAGAAGAGUAUUUAUUGGGACUACGCUUUGACUGUGCCUUUAAGACAGAUCGUCUGCAUUCAUUGUCACCAGCGCCCGGACUGUGGCGGUACUCUGGUGUUAGUAAGUCAGGAUGGGAUCCAGCGGCCUCCUCUGCACUUCCCUCCUGGGGGCCACCUGCUGGCUUUCCUGUCCUGUUUGGAGACGGGUCUACUGCCCCGAGGUCAGCUGGAGCCCCCCCUCUGGUCCCAGAGGGGAAAGGGCAAAGUCUUCCCUAAGCUUCGUAAGAGGAACAGCACGUCCCGUUUAGUGGAUCAGGAUGGGGAUGGAGAGGAGCAAAUCGCUGCAGAUUAUGUGUUUCGCAUCGUUUAUCCGGGGCACCGUCACGACUCAACAGUCACUAUAAACUACCACCACACCACGGGCAGUCGUGCGCCCUCUCUGGACGACGAUGAGGAGGAGGAAGAUAGACUUCAUGCUAUGAUCUCUAUGAUCUGCUCACGGAACCUCACAGAUCCUAAUGUCAUGAAAGUAGACCACGGAGACAUGAUGGAGAUGCAGGGUUUUGGCGGUAGCCCGUUGUCAUGGCAGCAGGGCGAGUGCACCAGUCAUAUGUCAUCUUGUCUGUCCUGCUCCACUGGGGGCAGCAACGCUUCCGUCGAGCUUCCAGCGGGCUGCACCUGCAUGCAUGACCGUAUUCCACUGAAGAUGCUGUGCCAAAAUAUGAAGAGACAGAUUGUGUCUCGAGCGUUUUAUGGCUGGCUGGCCUACUGUCGGCACCUGUCCACUGUGAGGACGCACCUUUCAGCACUGGUCAACCACAACAUUGUCCCUCCAGACAAGCCCUGUGAAGCCUCUGGAGGGCUCAGCAAAGAUGUGUGGAGUAAAUAUCAGAAAGACUGUAAGAAUUAUAAGGAGCUGGAGCUGCUGAGGUUGGUUUACUAUGGAGGAGUGGAGCAUGAGAUCAGAAAGGAGGUGUGGCCGUUUCUGCUAGGACACUACAAGUUCGGGAUGGACAAGAAAGACAUGGCUCAGAUUGACGAGAAGAUCACAGCAAGGUAUCAGCAGGUGAUGCGGGAGUGGAAGGCAUGUGAGGUCAUUGUGAAGCAGCGGGAGAAAGAGAUGCAGUCGGCCAUCUUUGCUAAGUUGUCAUCAGGGAGCAGUAUAGACAGCCACGUCCUCAGACUCAUCCAUAGGGACUCCACUAUUAGCAAUGAGGUAUUCAUGUCUGUAGAUGAGCCUGACGCAGGGGGUCACGACACCUCAUGUGAGGGUGGAAGUACUCCCACCUUAACCACUGUGGUCACCCCGGCCAUGUUAGCCCCAGACGAGAGGCCGCUGGUGGAGUUUGACUCUCCAGACUCAGGCCUGCCCUCCUCCAGAAACUACUCCGUAGCCUCUGGACAUUCCCAAAUCAUGUCCAGCAUCGAAGACGGACAGAGCAUGGAGGAGGACACUACACCCACUGGAGUAUUGGAGGAGCAGGGUGGACGGGACUCUUUGAGUGAGGACAAACUCUGCAGUCAGCUGGACAAGCUCGCAACCACCACCGAGGGCAUUACACCAUCUUUCUCCUCCUAUACGAUUGAGCUGUUGGACACGGUGGCGCUGAACUUGCACAGAAUAGACAAAGAUGUCCAGCGCUGCGAUCGCAACUACUAUUACUUCACUACUAGCAACCUGGAGAAACUACGCAAUAUCAUGUGCAGUUAUGUGUGGGAACAUCUGGAGAUUGGCUAUGUGCAAGGCAUGUGUGACCUUCUAGCCCCACUGAUGGUCAUUCUGGAUGAUGAGUGCUUGGCCUACAGCUGUUUCACUCAGCUGAUGAAAAGGAUGAGUCAGAAUUUCCCUACCGGAGGAGCCAUGGACACUCAUUUCGCCAAUAUGAGGUCACUGAUACAGAUCCUUGACUCGGAGUUGUUUGAGCUCAUGCAUCAGAAUGGAGAUUACACUCAUUUCUACUUCUGCUACCGCUGGUUCCUCCUGGACUUCAAAAGAGAGCUACUCUAUGAGGAUGUGUUUGCAGUAUGGGAGGUAAUCUGGGUCGCCCCUCGCAUCUCCUCCAAGCACUUUGUCCUGUUCAUUGCAUUGGCCUUGGUGGAGGUGUACAGAGACAUUAUCCUAGACAACAACAUGGACUUCACUGAUAUCAUCAAGUUCUUUAAUGAGAUGGCCGAGCGCCACGACGUGCAGCACAUCCUCCAAAUAGCGCGGGAGCUGGUACACAAGGUGCAGACCCUUAUCGAGAACAAGUGAGAACAAGAGUAGGCUGCUGCCCACCAAGCCCUGCCUCGCCGAAUCUCCUCCUCUCCUUCCCAACAGCCCAAGGCUUGAGACCGCCCGGGAUCUGCCUCGACGUCUUGACUCUUUAUAUCGUUUGCCUGCCACAGAAUGCCGUUGUGUCAGACCCUGGCGUUGUCUGCAUGCUCGUGGUGUUUGAGCACACUGUGACUGAGGUUUUUUUCCAUUUCUUGCUGUACACGCCUCCAGCACAUGCCGCACCAAUCAGGUCCUUUUAGAUCUGCUUUUGUAAGACAUGAGAAGCCUCGUACAGGGGUCACAACCGUUUCCCUUCCCUAAAGGCCAGCAAAUGUUAUUAUUCCACUCUUAGCAAUGACAACGGUGUUGUCUGCCUCGAAUAAAACAUGCCGUCGGACAGUUUAGCUGAGCACAGUUUUGAAUCCUCAAACGAGGCUGCGUUAGCUCCCUUAAAUAAUGACUAAGCCACGAAGAAGUCGUCCAAACAGUGUGUGACCAAAAGGACUGUGCCAAUAACCUUGUACUAGUAUUUAUCGUUUAGCGUCUUUAUUGCCCCUUUUCUUCUGUACAAUUCGUUGAUGGUGUUGACGACGAUCUCGGAAUAAAAGUAGUUGACGUUGCCUUUGUAACAUGUUUCACGACCUCCGUCCAUACUUUUGCACUUUGAAUCUGUCCCUCUGUGACACCCAUGAUGCUCCUCUAUGACAGGAAGUGAAGGGGUUGAGGUGUUAUCAGGGCUCACUACACUUCCCUCAGUUUCCUAAAGUCUGGAAAGGGUCCAGACUCUUCCACGGGUCAGCAAACUGCUUCCACAUGAUGGAAAGAGUGUGACUAGACUAAUUAGUCUUUAGCGUGUCCCAUUUUAGAAGCUGGUUGACUUUAUCUACUACCUACAGGCUUUGUUCACUCUGCACCUAUUGUACACUACUGUUUAAAAGCUUGGGGUCAGUAAGAUGUGUGUUUAUUUUUUUAAGAAAUUAGUACUUUUAUUCAGCAAGGACACAUUUAAAGGGGACCUAUAAUGCCCCUUUUACAAGAUGUAAUAUAAGUCUGUGGUGUCCCCAAAAUGUGUCUGUGAAGUUUCAGCUCAAAAUACCCCACAGAUCAUUUAUUAUAGCUUGUCAAAUUUGCCCUAUUUGGGUGUGAGCAAAAACACUCCGUUUUUGUGUGUGUCCCUUUAAAUGUAAAUUAGCUGCUGCUCCAGAAGAGGGCGGAGCUUUAACAGCUCACGCUUCGAUUCCUCAACAACAACAAAGCUGGAUAAUCUCACGCAGCCAAAACGACGAUUGUCAGUAACGGUGUUCAGCCUUACAUUGUUCAAACCGGAGAUGGACACUGAUGGAGAGACUCAGGAACAAGUUACAACUUUUAGAAUGAUUAAUUGGUCAAAAGUGAUUUUUAAAAUGUUACAAAAUUUCUAUUUCAAAUAAAUGUUCUGUUCAUCAAAAAUCAUGGUUUUCCACAAAAAUAUGAAGCAGCAGAACUGUUUUCAACAUUGAUGAUAAUAAUAAGAAAUGUUUCUUGAGCAGCAAAUCAGCAUAUAAGAAUGAUUUCUGAAGGAUCAUGUGACACUGAAGGCUGGAGUAAUGAUGCUGAAAAUUCAGCUUUGCCAUCACAGGAAUAAAUUACAAUUUAAAUGAAAGCUGCAAGCAGCGAUGAAAGGGCCCUCGCACCCGGGGCCACCGCCAUCCGGUGGCCUUAGGAAAACAGUGAAUAGUUGGUGACAUGCAUUUAAGCGAGUAAAUACAGGAGAAAUAUGGCAAAGUCAUUUCGACGUGCCACACUUCCUGCUGCCAACAGGUGGUGCUUUGACUAUUACUUACAUGUAGAUGUCUUCAUGCCAGGACUAUUAUCAAACAUUUGAAGUCUGGAGCAAAUCGGACAUUGCCUGAGUUACAACAACUUCCUGUUUCAUGGCGUUAAUCGCAUACUUUAGCCAAGUGUUGCAUGAUUUAACGUGUUUCUAGCAUGUUUGGUACUUUAGGCAUAUUUAAAUGUGUUUCUAGGAGUGAAUUACAGUGCAGAGCAUGUCAUUUCCUAUUGCCAGCAGGUGGCGCUAUGACUAACUGAAUAUUGGCAUGUAGAGGUCCUCAGAUCAGGACUCUAAUAAAACAUGUGAAGUUUGGGGCAGAUCAAACAUUGUAUGCCUGAGUUACAACAACUUCCUGUUUCAUGGCAAAACAUCGAACUGCGUCAGGCCGCCACGGACACGCCCUUCAGCGAAAACUCUAGAUCUUCGCAAUGUAAUGUCGCAAAGACCUUUAGAUUAGACUUACCAAAUAUGAUGUUUAUCUGAUCAAAUCUCUAGGAGGAGUUCGUUAAAGUACAACAUCUGGAAAUGGCAAAAACUACAAAAAUUUUGCAGAGAAAAUUCAAAAUAUCUGACUUCCUGUUGGGUUUACAGAUUUUGCACCCAGGACUUUUCUGUAGGUAUUGGGCUGUUAUAUCUGUCUGCCGAAUUUCAUACUUGUACAUGAAAUGUAGCAUGAAGGGCGCUUAAUUGAAAUUUUGUAGGUGGCGCUAUCAAGUCAUUUUGCCACACCUAAUUCUGAAACCCACGAGACGUAAAUUUUCAUUUUCAAUUUUCAGUUUCAUGAGUUUUCGAGCAUGUUUAGGCCCUCAAAAUGCAAUUAAUUUCGGAGAAGAAGAAUAAUUGACUGAGCAAUUACAAUAGGGUCCUCACACCAUCGGUGCUCGGACCCUAAAUAUAUUCAAAUAAAAAAGUUAUUUUAAAUUGCAAAAAAAAAAAAUCACAAUAUUACUGUAUUUUGAUCAAAUAAAUUCAGUCUUUGUGAGCAUAACAGACUUAUUUUUCAAAAACAUUUAAAAAAAAAAAAUCUUACCGACUCCAAACUAUUGAACAGAAAUGUGCAUAAAUCCUGUUAUUUUCACAUCCAAUCUCUGUGACUGAUUAUUCACACUUGCUAAUGAUGAACUCAUAUCAUGUCCCGAAUCAUGAAAAAUAACUACUUGAAUAAAUCUGAUCUGACUGUUCAGACUGAAACGCUUUUCAAAAAAAUUUAAUUUGUAAUGACAAACGUCACUAAAUUUGACCUGCUUUUGGCACGUUAUGGCUGUAUAUCAUCAGAUGUGUGUCAUUGCUCUUGUUAAAGACACAUUGCAUACUGGUUGCACAUUUUUAAGCGUAAUUCACUUCCAUACUGUCUUCCCCAUUUUCCAAGUAUUUGAAGCCUAAGGCUGUUCAGAAUGGAUUGCAAGCUGACUGAAUACUUCAUGUGGUAUACUGCCUACUAUUUAUUCAUGAAUAGUACACAGUGCAGUGUGUGACAUCCAAAUGUCAUUUUGGAAAUAAAGUUAUUUAUAGUUAACAUGUCCACUUUUGGCAUGCUGAUCAAAUGAAUCAGUUAAAUUGGAAAUGGGCAGUUUAAUAUACUGCGCAUUUGGUCAUCAGGGUAUUUAAUGCAUAUGGACAAUUCACACAUUGUGCACAUAGUAUGCAUACUUUAUACUGCUGAAGAAGUAGUAUGGUGUGCUAUUCUGAACAGCCUAAAUCAGUCCCAAAAAACAAAUCAAAAACCAACUAUACUUUUAUAACAGCUGAUAGAGAUUAUGGGAGAAGUGGUCUUAUGAUGUGACUAUUGGUCACUGCCUCAAAUCUUGCCAAUUCCUUUUCUUCUUGGUUCCUGUUGAACGCGUGCGAGUGCGAGGGAUGUUUUAGCCCUUAUGAAAGGUUUACUUCCGACAGGAGCUCAUGUACCAAAGCCUCUAAAACAUCAUCAUCCUUGUCAUACACAUGUGCAAUGUUAAAAACCAUAACUCGAAGACUGUUGAUUAGGUGCAUAAAAGACAAAUCAUUUCUUUUUAUUUCUACUGUGAAGCAUUUAUUAUCCUCCUUUCCAUGUGUAUUAUUGCACUGUAAAUAAAGAGAAAAGCCCUGGAUUUCUAUGAGGACACUACUGUCAGCUGUAUUUCAGACUCUAUUUUUUACUUUGGUUUUAGAAACUGUGCUAACCUGGAGAGCUGUACAAUUUGAAUGUGGGAAACCUUUGUUACUUGUUGACUGUUAUGUCCCUUAUCAACAUUGUGCACUGGUUUCUAAUCGUUUAAAAUAUAUAUGUACAUUUUUGUUUGGACGCCAACAUCAGAAUGAAGUAUGUAUUGUAACAGAUGUAUCAAUAAUCUUGAAUGUACAUGUAUUAUGGCAAAAAGUUGUUCCUUACUAUUAAAACAUUUUCAUAUGCAGAAAAA